ACUGCAUGGAAAGUGUCGAAGUGUGGAUAUAAUCGUUGGGCGCUAAAAAUAAAUCAUCAUACUUAUGUUUGUAUAUAUAAGUAGCCAUACAUUCUAAACUGAAACAGCAUUUAAAAAUAUUUAAGAAAGUAUAGAAAAUGUCCAACUCGCCACCCGAAUCGGUUUCGCCCACCUAUUGUGCCGUAUGCCAAACACCUGCGAAGCUUUACUGCUCAGCAUGCAAGCUGGUCAAAUAUUGCGGCGCCGAGCACCAAAAGCACCACUGGAAGCAGCACAAAACCGAAUGCAGACCUUUUCGCGUUGCCAAGGACAAGGCUUUAGGCCGUUACCUUAAGGCCACGCGCACUAUUAAAGCUGGUAGUGUGGUCUUCACUGAAAUGCCGAUUAUUGUCGGCCCAAAGUGGUACCUAAAUGAGCGCGAGGAAAAAGUCCCUGUUAUGCCUUGUGUUGGAUGUUUUACACCUUGUCGCAUGGGUGUACAUCAUUGUCCGAAAUGUCGUUGGCCAACUUGUUCACCAAAUUGCGGUGGCCUAGACAACCCCAGUUUGCAUGGUCUCGAAUGUACUGUACUUAUGUUAGGACCUGGUCCUGCUGAUUCAGAUCCCCGCUCUCUCAUAGACUAUUACCGUUCGGAUGCCUUAGUUGUCUUAAAGUGUCUGUUAUUGCAGCGUCAAAAUCCGAAAAAAUGGCUCGAACUGAUGGAUAUGCAAAGUCAUGAAGAGGAGCGUAUUGGUUCUGAGUUACAUAACGAUGCCGAAAAGCGAAUUGUAUCUUAUCUAGAGCGGAACUUCCUGCAACGUCUGAAAACCGUCGAACAAAAGCAAAAACAGAAAUAUCUGCAAGAGUAUGACACACCAGUCCUGCAUCGCAUUUGUGGUAUCAUCGAGACGAACUAUAUGUGUAUUAACCUGCCGUCUGGCGUUGAACUCAGUGGUGUAUACUAUACCGCUUGCAUGAUGGAGCACGCCUGUCAGCCCAACAGCUAUUUCCAAUUCGAUCAACGUAACGGCUUCAAAAUCUCAGUGAUAGCCGGCAGGGAUAUCGGACGCGAUGAACAUCUGGUCAUCAUGUACUCGAAUAUGCUAUGGGGCACCCAAAUGCGUCAAGAGCACUUGGCCCUGACGAAACAUUUCCUCUGUAAAUGCGCGCGCUGUCUCGAUCCCACUGAAUUUGGCACACAUUUCAGUUCAAUGCUAUGCAUGGGCGAUGAGGGCGGAUCUUGCGAUGGUAUACACUUGCCAAAAGACCCGCUCGAUGUCAAAAGCGACUGGGCGUGCACCAAAUGCCCCAUCACGAUUAGUGGCGAUGAGGUGCGCUACAUUCUCACACAAAUGACUGAAGAAGUGGAAAGUCUACUGACACGCAAACCCACUGUUAAAAAACUGGAAGGGCUAAUCGAAAAAUUAACCAAGUUUUUGCAUCCACAUCAUUAUCAUUUAUUCAAUUUGAAGCAUACUCUUAUACAGUUGUACGGCACCGAAACGAACUACUUGUUAAAACAUUUGGAUGACGCACUAUUAAAUAGGAAAAUGUAUUUGUGCGAAGAGCUCUACGGCACGUGUCAGAAACUGGAUCCAAACACUAUACGUUUAUCUAUUUACGUUGGUAUUAUAUUAUAUGAAAUGCAUGCGGUGCUAACCGAACGAGCCAAACGUCUGCUUACCAAUCCGAAAAGGUCGAAAGGGGAAACUAUAGAGGCAUUGAGUUAUUUGGAACUAGCACGUGAACAACUGCUGAAAGCUGCCAAAAUUUUGGAGAAGGAAUUGGACAAUGUAGCUGGGAGCAAGUUAAGCGAUGCGGUAUUGAAAUCGCUAAACGAGCUGGAUAACUUAGUCAAGAAAAGUGAUCAGUAAAAAGUUUGUAUUAAUUUUUGAUAUAUUUAACUUUCAGUUGGGCUCGCCGCCAAAUUAAAUGAAGUUGAAAACAA
Molecule: messenger RNA, 1927 nt
Organism: Ceratitis capitata (Mediterranean fruit fly)
Lineage: Eukaryota; Metazoa; Arthropoda; Insecta; Diptera; Tephritidae
Gene: SmydA-5
Product: protein msta
Exons: 5
Coding region: 138-1853 (571 amino acids)
Molecular function (GO): protein binding
Source: RefSeq, a predicted model, not a curated record